AUGGCGCCCUCUGUGAUGAUUGAUGCAUUGACAAAUGCUCUGGUUGCUCGCUUCCUGCGCGCCAAUGACCACACGGAGACAUUAAAGGCUUUUAUCCGCGAGGCUAGCCUUGCUCCCGACGUGGGGCAGGCCUCUGGCGACGACACCAAUAACUGGACCAUUCAAAGCUUGGUCGAGGAGAAGGAAACGUAUGAUCAGAGUAUCAACUUUGAACGAUAUGGAGAGGGUAGUCAAGGGACUGGUCUGUGGAGUGAACCAGCACCAUCAAAACCUGCUGUGGUUCAAAUACCAACUGCAUCAAAUCUACUUGCUGCGUCGGUAGAGCUAUGGCAAAAGCCCGACGAGGAUGAAGCCGCGGGUGCAUCAGCGCAAUCCUAUAUCAUCUCUACCGGCGCCGACAAACAGGUGCAUGUACUCGAAACAACAGGGAACAAUGCCGCUGUCCAAUCCUUCUCUGAUCUAUCGAGUGCACCUGUGCUAUCAUUCGUCUCAAUUCUUCAAGGCCGGUACAUUCUCUUGACCAACAUGUCCGGUCAGAUCCUUCUCCAGCAUGGUACCAAACUUCUAGACAGCAGGAAAGAUCAUGGAAAGUAUACUGUCAAAGUAGUAGCCUACGAAGACCAGAAGGACCCGUCCAAGUGGUGGAUCGCCACCGCUGGAUGGGACGAGACAGUUGUGCUAUACAGGCUCAACAUCCCAGACGAGGCAAACGCACACACCCUGAAAAUCGGCGAGCCCAUCGCUCGCAUCAAGCUCGCAUCGAACCCGGAAUCGCUUCUGUUUGUACCGCAUAUCGAUACAAAUGACCUCCUUCUCCUGGUCUCGCGCAGAGACUCAACUCACAUCCAUUACUACCAGGUGGAAGAAACCCCCGAACAAACCGCCUCCACCUCUCUCACCUCCCCGCGCGAGUGCCAACUCCUCGGAACUCAAAACCUAGCUCCUCAUUCCAAUGCCUGGGUGGCCUUUUCGCCGGCCCAUAUGGCUCUCAGUCCUCACGACCCAGGUCUCCUGGCAGUGGCUACGUCGACCCUACCCCAUAUGAAAGUUAUUAUUGUACGCCUGCUCUUCCCAUCAAUGGGUACAUCGGACACGGAACAUGGCUCUGCGUCAGCGGACCCGGUUACGCAGGCUUCUCAGGCUAUGGAGGCUUUGGCAUUGGCUAAUCGCGAGGACGCGGCUAUCCUCGUCCAGGCGAAUACCUUUGCUUCGCAGACUGCUUAUUCGACCCCACAGGUUGCGUGGAGACCGGAUGGGUCUGGGGUUUGGGUUAAUGGGGAUGAUGGUGUUGUGAGGGGUAUCGAAACCAAGACUGGUAAGGUUAUCGCUACACUCACGGGGGGUCAUGAACCUGGUUGUAAGGUGCGUACUGUUUGGUCUGGGUAUGUUUCUGUGUUGAGGGGGGAUGGGGACAUGGUGCAGGAGGAAUGGGUUAUUAGUGGUGGUUUUGAUAAGCGUUUGGUUAUUUGGAAGAUAUAA
Messenger RNA from Penicillium nucicola, 1479 nucleotides. RefSeq lists its product as uncharacterized. Lineage: Eukaryota; Fungi; Ascomycota; Eurotiomycetes; Eurotiales; Aspergillaceae. Gene Ontology annotation, molecular function: protein binding. The transcript is spliced from 2 exons. The record is from RefSeq and is a predicted model, not a curated record. The coding region runs from base 1 to 1479 and encodes 492 amino acids.